ACUUAGUUGUCGGACACGUGGACUCGCGGUUGUGCAUCAGAGUAGCCCUAAUUGUUCUGUCUUUCUUUCGUUGUUUUUUUCUCCUUCCUUCUCUCUGGUAAAGGCGGCACGCUGCAAACGCAGAGGGUGCUGGGAAAAAAAAAUGCGGCCAGUUUUUCGAUUGACAGCGCCUUGAAACUACAUGAGAGUGACGGAUUUGAAUGGCGUAUAUGCUGGAAACGCGUUCUGAGGCAUGCUAUGGGCAAGCGUCUUUAUCAACACUGGAAGGGACGAAAUAAGUUUCUUUUUGGCGGAAGGCUUGUGCUUGGCCCGGAUGCAAAGGCUGUAGCUAUUACCGUCGUUUUGAUUGUUGUCCCAUCCAUCGUUUUCUUCUCCUGCGUUGCGAGGUACCUUUUUGACGACUUUCCACACCGCAGUGGAGUGGCAAUUCUGGUUAUAGCAGUCUUAUACCUUACAUGUGUGUUGACGUUCUUACUGCUCACCUCUAGUACAGACCCGGGCAUUAUACCUCGUAAUCGCCAUCCACCCGAAGUUGAGGACAGACCUCUGGAUUUUGUAUCUGGACAAAGCGGGAGAGUGCGGCUCCCACGAACCAAAGAUGUCGUUGUAAACGGCAUUGCGGUCCGGACCAAGUACUGUGACACUUGUAUGCUUUACAGGCCUCCUCGCUGCUCUCACUGCUCGGUGUGCAACAAUUGCGUGGAGCGUUUUGAUCACCACUGUCCAUGGGUUGGACAAUGCAUUGGCCAAAGGAACUACCGUUUCUUCUUUAUGUUCGUGUCGUUGGCAACGCUCUUGUGCGUCUAUGUGUUUGCGAUGUGUACCGUCUACAUCAAGUCCGUGAUGGACGACCGCCAGUGCAGCGUGUGGACAGCCAUGGCAAAGUCACCGGCGUCCAUCCUCUUGAUGGUCUACUCCUUCAUAUGCGUAUGGUUUGUUGGAGGGCUUACUUUCUUCCAUCUCUACCUCAUCAGCACGAACCAGACCACCUACGAGAACUUCCGCUACCGCUACGAGAACAAGCUGAAUCCGUACAACCUGGGCAUGGCGAGCAACCUGCGCGACGUCUUCUGCGCGGCGAUCCCGCCCUCCAAGAACAACUUCCGAGCAUAUGUUGACGACGAGGAGGACUCCCGGGACGAGGAAGCGGGCAGCCGGCACAGCGACUCCGGAGGCACCAAGACCACCACACUCCCCAGCGAGGAGGCGCUCGAGGAGGAGGAUCAAGAGCUCCACACUUGCGGGAACAGCAACGCGGACGAGAUCCUGGAGGACGGAACCGAGUACGACUAUGGCGGCGAGCAGUCCAGCCCCGUCAACUCCUCGUCCAGGCGCUCCAGUUGGGACCACAAGAGCGUCGGCGAUCAUAGCAUCUGGUAGAGCUCACUGCUCGCUCGAGAAGAGCUAUAUAAAGAGUUCAUUUUCUUAUA
Messenger RNA from Selaginella moellendorffii, 1430 nucleotides. RefSeq names its product protein S-acyltransferase 8. The record is from RefSeq and is a predicted model, not a curated record. Gene Ontology annotation, molecular function: protein-cysteine S-palmitoyltransferase activity. Gene Ontology annotation, biological process: peptidyl-L-cysteine S-palmitoylation; protein targeting to membrane. Gene Ontology annotation, cellular component: Golgi apparatus; endoplasmic reticulum. NCBI's taxonomy places the organism in Eukaryota, Viridiplantae, Streptophyta, Lycopodiopsida, Selaginellales, Selaginellaceae. The transcript has 6 exons. Bases 238 to 1380 code for a protein of 380 amino acids.